GUCAGCAGCAGCAGAAAAAGGGACGAAAAAGGAGGAUGUCCUUCGUCAGAUGUCGAUAGAAACUGUCAAGGAGCACUUCAACUCGAUAAGGGAAAGCAAAGGUGAGUGAGCAAAUGAUACAAUGAUACACAGAUCUGUGCAGCAUAGAUCAGGACAUGCAUCCGUGUGUGUGUCGUUGUGUGUGUGUGCACUGCAGUGGUGGUAGACUUGCGUCCGAUAGCCAACGCGCCGGUGCUCAAGACGGGCAAGUUCAAGGUCUCGGGGCAGGAGACCUUCGCCGACCUCAAAAGCAGAAUCGAGACCAUGGUCAAGAGAGAUACAGUGGUGCGCAUGAGUGGAGUGCACUCAUUCCAGACAAACACGGCUGCCUGCCUGCCUGCCUACCUACCGCUGCCUGCCUGCCUACCUACCGCUGUCUGUGUGCUGUUCUUCCCUCGGUCAGUAUUUGUACGUCAACAACAGCUUUGAGCCCUCGCCUGACGACUACCUCUUUGACCUGUUCGAGGUGACUGACUGAAUGACUGACCCUCUCACGGCCCCUUGCCAGACUGUACGGCUCGUCUGUGUGUGUAAUGUGUGUGUAAUUGGAUUGGAUUGGUCCGAUGGUGGGACUGCAGUGCUUCAAGACCGGCGAGCAGCUCAACAUCGGCUACAGCCUCACUCCCGCAUUCCACUGAAGCGAACCGAACCUUCCAUCGCGCUCACCUCCCU
Messenger RNA from Vitrella brassicaformis, 711 nucleotides. NCBI's taxonomy places the organism in Eukaryota, Vitrellaceae. The record is from the annotation of a GenBank genome assembly.